Molecule: messenger RNA, 1209 nt
Organism: Prunus avium (sweet cherry)
Lineage: Eukaryota; Viridiplantae; Streptophyta; Magnoliopsida; Rosales; Rosaceae
Product: aspartic proteinase nepenthesin-2-like
Biological process (GO): proteolysis
Cellular component (GO): extracellular region
Molecular function (GO): aspartic-type endopeptidase activity
Source: RefSeq, a predicted model, not a curated record
AUGACUGCCUAUGAUCGUAUACAAGCUGCUGCUUAUCGUUCUGUCUUGCGUCUUAACCAGAUCCAGUCACUCACCACCACCUUUUCAUCCUCAGAACAAGAUAUCUCUUCUAGAAUAGUCCCUGAAAAUGGUGAGUACAUAGUGACUUUCUCUGUGGGCACUCCCCCUACCCAAGUACAUGCCUUCAUGGACACUGGAAGUGAGGUCAUUUGGGUCAAAUGCUCACAAAGAUCCCCUGUCUUCAACCCUGCAAAAUCCUCCUCUUAUGGUCACCAUCCGUGUGAUUCCCUUGCCUGUGAGGCUUUAGGGGUACGCAGGAGAGAUCCGUGUGAUUCCCUUGCAUGUGAGGCUUUAGGGGUACGCAGGAGAACCUGCGCAGAGUUUCUUGACCCUUGCUACUAUAGGGUAAGAUAUGGAGAUGGUUCUACAACAGAGGGAACUCUGUCCCAUGACAAGUUUGCAUUUGAAGACCCUGAGAGGAACCUUGUGGAUGUUGGUCACUUGGAUUUUGGUUGUUCUGACUACUCUUCAUGGCAUUUUGUUGGGAAUGAAGCAGGUGCUCUCGGCUUGAGCCGGCAGCCCCUGUCCUUAAUUUCUCAACUAGGCAUAAAAAAGUUCUCAUACUGCAUGGUGCUCCCGAACAACGAGGGAUCGGGAAGCAGGAUGUAUUUUGGAUCAGAGGCAGUGAUCUCUGGUGGGCAAACUCCAUUUCUGGAGGGAGAGGAUCGGUAUUACUAUGUCACUCUUAUUGGAAUUCGCAUUGGUGACCAAAAUGUACCUCUCCCUGAUGGGAUUUUUAACAUGACAAGUGAUGGGGAAGGAGGGUUUAUGAUUGAUUCAGGCACAACUUACACAUUUCUUAGAUCAGAAGCAUAUGAUGCAUUGAUCAAGGCACUAAGCGAAGCCAUAGAUUUUCCACAAAGGAGAGGACCAAGCGAAUGGUUUGAGUUGUGUUUUGAAGGAAGUUUUGAGGACUUGGAAUCUGCAGCACCUGAUGUGACAUUCAUUUUUGAUGGUGCAGAAGUCAUUCUAAUGAAACAAACUACUUACAUUGAAGCAAAGAAGGGGCUUUGGUGCCUUGCCAUGUUGAGGUCCAAUGAAAAGUUGUCCAUAUUUGGAAAUGUCCAGCAACAGAACUAUUUUGUUGGUUUUGACCUUGAAGAACAAGUGGUUUCUUUUGCUCCAGUUGACGACUGUGCUACCUUCUAG